Rangifer tarandus platyrhynchus (Svalbard reindeer) is the source of this 228-nucleotide messenger RNA. NCBI's taxonomy places the organism in Eukaryota, Metazoa, Chordata, Mammalia, Artiodactyla, Cervidae. The record is from the annotation of a GenBank genome assembly.
AUGGUGAGCAUAAUUUGGGUCGGGGAGCAGGUUGUGCAAAGGGUAGGGCGGGAGCGCAGUGUCCAGAAAGCCUCUAAUCCAUUCUUCACAGCACAGCUCAUUUUCCAGCGGCUGCUGCGGCUCUUCCCCCCACCCCUUCAGUGCGACAACCUCCUAGCUGGUGGAGAGGCAGAGCGAAGGCAGCUGGAUAAAUUCAUAGCUGUGGAAUUCCUGGAUCAAAUGGUAUGA